AUGUGUCAGUCAAUCCUUAGAGGAACCUACACAGAUUCUUCAUCUACUUUGCUUCUCGUUGAUCAAUCAACCACUGCAACCAUGAGUGAGGAAGGUGAGAAGACUUGUCCACUUUGUGCUGAAGAGAUGGAUCUAACAGAUCAGCAGCUGAGACCUUGCAAAUGUGGUUAUGAGAUUUGUGUUUGGUGCUGGCAUCACAUAAUGGAUAUGGCUGAAAAGGAUAACACAGAAGGGAGGUGUCCAGCAUGUCGUACCCCUUAUAACAAGGAAAAGAUUGUGGGAACUGCAUCAAAGUGUGAAAGAUUGGUUACUGGAAUGAUUGUGGAGAAGAAACAAAAGUCACAAAAGGGGAAAACUAAAACAUCUGAAGGAAGAAAGCAGCUUGGUAGUGUCAGGGUUAUUCAACGUAACCUUGUUUACAUUGUAGGACUACCUCUUAAUUUAGCAGAUGAAGAUCUUCUGCAGCAGAAAGAAUAUUUUGGUCAGUAUGGAAAGGUAUUAAAAGUGUCUAUAUCUCGUACAGCAGCUGGUGCUAUUCAACAAUUUGCUAACAGUACUUGUAGUGUAUAUAUUACUUACUCCAAGAAGGAAGAAGCAAUUCGGAGCAUACAAUCAGCACAUGGAUUUAUCUUGGAGGGUAGAACUUUGAGGGCAUGUUUUGGGACCACAAAGUACUGCCAUGCAUGGCUAAGGAACAUGCCUUGCACCAAUGCUGAUUGUCUAUACUUGCAUGAGUUUGGACCAGAAGAAGAUAGCUUCACUAAAGAUGAAAUAAUAAUAGCAUAUACAAGGAAUAGAGUUCAGCAAAUUACCGGUGUUACAAAUGACAUGCAAAGGCGUUCUGGAAAUCUAUUACCACCACCUCCAGCUGAUGACUACUCUAAUAACAACACUACUUCUGCAUGGGAAAAACCUAUAAAUAAAACCACCACAACAACCAAUCAGAAUCCUGUAAAUGGUAUGAAAGUUCCCUUGCCAAAUAGUAGUUCAGGGAAAUCAACAGCUCUUCCUGCAGCAGCUUCAUGGGGAACACGUGCUUCAAAUAGGCAGCCAAGUUUCAAAGAGUUAGUAGAAGAAAAGGGUAGUCUGGGGAAUAAUCCAGUAUCUAGAAAAGAGGACGUGGAUAAAAACAUAUCCGAUAAAUUCUCAAAUCCUUCAGAUAUGUCAUUGAGUAGCAUCAAUAACAAUCAAAGAUUACAAGCUUGUGAAUCAGAACCUUUGGCCUCAAAUGAAGCAGAAAACACAACUGUUUUAGUAUCAGAUGUACAAAAGAAAGUAGCAAUUAGUGUAGCAGAAGUAGAUCAUAUGAUGUCUUUCAAUGAUGAGAGACUCAGAGAUACAGAAGUUAUACAGAAUCUUCCUCCUAUUUCUUCUCCCCCAGCUAAUCCCAUGGGUUGUUAUCCGCUACAUGCACGUGUAUCGGGUAACGGUGGUGUAGAUCCUCCAUCUUCCCAUCUUGCAAAUAAUAAUAAUAUACCAAUUACAGUUAAUGACUACUCAUCCACUGUAAUUGGUAAUUCUUCCAGUUCCAGAGAAUUAUUAUCCAACGGGCAUUCAUAUUUCCAUGAUAGUACAGAAGGGGGUAAAAGUGAAAUUGGCGCCUUCAAUUUAGGAGAAAGCAGUAUUAUAUCUAGUAUUUUAUCCAUGGAUUUUGACCCAUGGGAUGAGUCAUUAACUUCACCUCAGAACUUGGCUAAGUUUUUAGAUAAACAACCUGAAUCUAAUACUCAUAGUCAUAGAGUUUUGAGUUCAAGAAACAGCAACCAGUCAAGAUUCUCAUUUGCAAGACAGGAUGAAGGAUCCAAUAAUGGAGAUUUUGGUUUUGAAUAUAAGAAUUCCAACUCUUCUGAUUUUGUCAGCAAUAAUAGUAUUCAUAUUGACAAGAAGCAUAGUAAUUAUAAUAAUGGCAGCAACGGUUUCUCUUCUUUUAGCUUUGAGGAAUCUGAAAAUUUUGCCACCAAUAACUUUCCCAUGUCUGAAAAUAAGAUUUCAGUUUCAAGAACACAGGUGUCUGUGUCUCCCCCUCCUCCUCCUCCUCCUGGAUUUUCAGGAGUGAGCAUCAGCAGAGCACCACCUCCAGGGUUCACAUCUCAGGAGAGGAUGGAACAAAAACAAACCUUUGAUACCCCUACCCCUACCCCUACCCUAUCACUGUCAGGGAACCAUAUGUUACUGAGAAAUUCCCCUGUAAAUAUUGGUGGUGAUUUGGAGUUUAUGGAUCCUGCAAUCUUAGCAGUUGGUGGUAGAGUAAAUUCCAAUUCCCCACCUGGGCGUGGCUUUGGCUUUGGCUUUGGCUUAGACAUGAGAUCAAGCUUUCCUUCUUUUAAUGAAAAUGACGUGAGGCUUCAAGUUUUGAUGCAAAGAUCCUCCUUUUCUCAUCAGCAAAACCCUAGAAGAUUGAGUGAAGUAGGACUAGAUUUCCCUCAGCAAAUUAAUUCUUAUGCUGCAAUUCCUUCAAGGAUGGUUGACAACAAUCAUCUUCCAUCUCAUUAUCAGACCAGGAGUAGGUGUAGGUCAUGA
This is a messenger RNA of Lactuca saligna, 2520 nucleotides long. Lineage: Eukaryota; Viridiplantae; Streptophyta; Magnoliopsida; Asterales; Asteraceae. The record is from the annotation of a GenBank genome assembly.